CGGAACCAAGAUCUGUAGCAUCAUUCGCUAGUUAACAUCAUAUACCUCUUCACCGUUUCCAUUGCUGCAUCUUUCUGCUCUUUCUUCCUGAAAUACUUCUCCAAAAACAUUUACUUGGGAUAGGACGUUGGGGUGAACGCUAGUUACGGGCCUUGACAUUCAUGCCGAGGAAAAAAAGUGAUAUCCCUUCUGCGACCCGUCUUCGCGAUAAUCAACGCCGUUCGAGAGCUCGUCGCAAAGAACUUAUUCUAGAGCUUCAACAUCGAGUGCACCAAUAUGAGCAGAAAGAGCUUCAAGCCACAAUCUUCAUGCAGGCUGCCGCAAGAAAGGUUGCGCGGGAGAACGAUUGCCUACGAAAGCUUCUCAUCCAGAAAGGAGUAUCGGAGAGCGAGAUCAACGCCUUUUUAGUCGAGGAAUGUUCUAGCUCAGCAGCGACAUCGCCAAACGAUGUGCCACUUCCUCGUUCACAAGAAUCUCAUGUAAAGCCUUGGUCCUAUGCUCACAAUAUGCCUGUUCGGCAGCAUAUAAUCUCGGAAAACGAUGAUAUGGAAAGAUGCGAAACCGAUUUUCAUCAAAAAAGGCCAGAAACCGGUUCACGCAUGGCAGGUUUGUCGCACAACUCAGAGCAGAUAGACGUGGCCGUUCCGGAUUCACCGCUCACAAGUUCAGUGAUUGAUGAGCAAACAGUGCUCAAAACUCCCCAAGAAAUCGCACAAACCAGGGAUAACGUCGCUGACGGACAAAGCCAACCUGACUUCUUGACGAAUUUUGACAGCGGUCGAUGCCGCUCAUCCUCAAUGCUAUCCAGUUAUUCGUACCCAGCCAAGUCGACAAAAACACAAUACAAUUAUCAGGAGACAAGGUUAGAAAUGUCUUGUGAAACUGCGGCUGGGAUCAUCGCGGGUAUGCGAGGUCAUGGCGAUAUGGCUUUGGCGAGGUCCGAACUGGGCUGUACGACAGAGAGCCAUUGCAACGUCAAAACGGUCGACGUGCUACAAGUUAUGGAAGCUGAUUAAUAGUUGAUGGACUGAUCUCCAAGUCGAAAAUUCUCGAGAGAAUGAAGCUGUUCAAAUCCCCGAUUGACCUGGAUCGCGAGAUUAAUAUGAACACACGUCAAGCCAGCCUUGCAGAAGAGAAAAAAAAGCUUCACCCGCCAAGCCAUGAUACGAGAAAUGUCCCGUCCCUUAUUGUUUUUAACAUCUAGAGGCUAUCUAGGUUUAAUGCCUAAAUUCCGUUAAGGUUGGCAAUUUCCUUGAAGGCGCACUGAAACCGUACACUUUACGUCAGUAAUCUGACCGAAUUGUUCAAACUCUUAGAGGAGAUAUAUAUGCAUGGUUUUACGUUUGGAGGAGCAAUAACGCCUCAUGUCUUAAACGGAUCGCGAAUUUCAGUUGACCAAGCACAUCAAGUGGAACAAAGUUGCUUGAACUAUGUGAUAUCCAAUUAAUAUAUAGAGACCGGUUAGGCAUUACUUUCGCACUGGAGGUACAGGUCGAACUUGACAACUAGCGGAGGGGAAAUCCGCUAAUUUGACUGCCUUCAUAGGAGUAUACCACUGGAAGUAGCCUUGCUGCGUAAGUCAUGCUUAGAUGUACUGCAAUUCUAUAUCUUGACUUGCACAUUUUUCUCCUCGUUUUGUUUUCUAAAUUUUACACAUUGAAUCCUCACGUGCCUCAUGGCCGGACAUCUUUCAGGUACCG
This is a messenger RNA of Verruconis gallopava, 1700 nucleotides long. RefSeq lists its product as uncharacterized. Bases 162 to 1016 code for a protein of 284 amino acids. The transcript is spliced from 2 exons. Lineage: Eukaryota; Fungi; Ascomycota; Dothideomycetes; Venturiales; Sympoventuriaceae. The record is from RefSeq and is a predicted model, not a curated record.